Acyrthosiphon pisum (pea aphid) is the source of this 852-nucleotide messenger RNA. RefSeq lists its product as uncharacterized. The record is from RefSeq and is a predicted model, not a curated record. The coding region runs from base 1 to 852 and encodes 283 amino acids. Lineage: Eukaryota; Metazoa; Arthropoda; Insecta; Hemiptera; Aphididae. The transcript has a single exon.
AUGGAGCAACUGGUUAAUCCAAUCCUCUCGGACGUUGCCAGAUGGAUGUCCGACAACGGACUAAGACUUGCCCCUGAGAAGUCGGAGUGCGUCAUCAUUACCGGGAAGCACAAUUUCGCCGUACCGCAGCUGAGUGUACAGGGGUUCCAAGUGCCAACGAGACGAGCCAUCAGGUACCUGGGCGUACAAUUGGAUACCAGACUGUCGUUCGUUGAACACACUAAUACAGUAGCUGCGGGAGCUAGAAGAGCGGCGGCCGCGAUUGGGAGGCUGAUGCCCAACGUGGGAGGGCCCUCGCAGGCCAAACGCAGGUUACUCAUGAGUGUGGUGCAUAGUCGACUGCUCUAUGGCGCCCAGAUAUGGGCUGAUACCGUCCGCGACGUGAAGAAAGCGGAAAACUCACUCCUGAUGGCCCAGAGGGUCGCAGCUCUGAGAAUAGCCAGGUGUUACCGUACGGUCUCUGACAUGGCGGCGCUAGUACUCGCCAGGACGCCACCUGCAUCCCUUCUGGCGCUGGAGAGGAAGAGAGUCGGCGAAUCGAGGAAGACCGGUGUCCUCGUAGCCAAACCAGUUGUGAGAGAGGAGACAAUUAGGCAAUGGCAAGUGCACUGGGACUCCACCAAAAAGGCAGCGUGGACUAAACGUUUGAUCCCGGAUCUACAAAGAUGGUGGCACCAUGGUCCGAGGCAAGUGAGUUUUCACAUGUCGCAGGCACUCUCCGGCCAUGGUUGCUUUCAGAAGUAUCUGUGGAAAAGGGCAAGGGCUACGAGUCCGUCUUGUGUUCACUGUCAAGCCGCCCUCGACGAUGCGGAGCACACGAUAUUCCUAUGCCCCUUCUGGAACGACAACUGA